UGCUUAUUCGAUUAAAAUUAGUUCUCAAUGGAAUUAGUGAAUGUGGUAUAGAUUAUGUCAUCAACUAACAAUGUACCAAGAUAAAUUGGAGCAGAAAUUAAGACAUGCUAAUGAGUUAAAUAAUUAAAUUCUAAUCAAAAGCAAUACUGUAUACUACGUUAACAUUAAACUGUUUUAUUAAUUAAAAAAAAAAACCAUGGGAAAAAUCCAUCAAAGGUUACACAAGUGGCGAAGGGGGGUGGAGGAGUGGUUGUCAACAAUCCAUUUAUUAAAGAUUCAAAGCCGAAAGGAUCGCCGUUUAUCAGUCUUAAAAUGUGUUAAGCACUUUGACUUUUACACUAACAGAUUUUUUCAAACCAAAUCCCAUAACUAUGACCCUAUCUUUUUCCCUUUCUUCUCUCAAUCUCAAGCAUUUAUCCUCCAUUUUCCACCAUUCUUUUUCUUGGUUACAUCACCAUUUAAAUCUCUUUCAUUGCAUUUUUUUUUUAUGCAUCUUCUUCACAUCUUUUUACAUUGGGAUCUUUCUUUAUAUGAAACAAGUUAGCAAAAUUGCAUCUUUUCUUCUUUCCAUUCUCUCAUCUUUGUUUGUGAGAUAUUAUUAAUAUCAUGUCCAUCUUGAGCAAAUCCAACAGUAUGCCCACUCCCUCUUUCCAUGAGUUGAAGAAGCAAGCUUCUUUCUUUUUCAGGGAGAAAAUCAAGACUGCCAGAUUAGCCCUCACAGAUGUCACCUCUGCUGAACUAUUGACUGAAGAAGCUAUCAGUGGGAACCCUGAUGCAAGAUCUUUGAGUUCAAUAUCAAAGGCAGCAUUUGAGGUUGAUGACUAUUGGAGAAUUGUAGCAAUUCUCCAUAGAAGAUUGCUGAAAUUUGAAAAGAAGAACUGGAGACUUUCCUACAAUUCUCUCAUCAUUCUUGAACAUCUCUUGACUCAUGGACCAGAGAGUGUAGCAGAGGAGUUUCAAACUGACAAAGAUCUUAUUACCCAAAUAGGAACCUUGCAAUAUGUUGAUGAAAGGGGGUUCAAUUGGGGGAUUUCAGUGAGAAAGAGAUCAGAGAGGAUUUUGAACUUACUUGACAAAGGGUCUGUCCUCAAAGAAGAGAGGGAGAAGGCUAGAAAGUUGACAAGAGAUAUUCUAGGAUUUGGAAGCUUCUCUUUGAGAUCAAAAUGUCAAGAAAUUGUGGAAGAUUCUUCUUCUUCUUCACCCAUUGGAAGAUAUGGAAAGUGCAAUUCCAACUUCAACAGACUUGAGAAUCUUGAACAAGAAGAACAUUUGGUUUUGUUAGAACAAAAGGAUGGAAUUAUUUCAGCUAAUGAUUAUCAUCCUUUCAUCAACGACGAAUCGAAAUUGAAUGCUUCAUUGCUUUUGGGAUAAUGACAGAGGAAUUUGGAAUUGUUUCUUGAGUUCCAUUUAUGAUUCAAUGUCAUAUUUACAUGUACUUGAUCAGAUUGAUAUAAAAAAUAAACAUGCUACCAAUGAAAGGAAAAGAGAUUUUUUCUUUGAAGAAUUUGAAAAUUAGUAGUGGUUGGUUUUGUGUGCCUUACAGAAUUCAGAAAGAAAGCUAAAAGUUUAGCAUCUAUAUCAAGAUUAGAACUUUGUAAGAAAC
Benincasa hispida (wax gourd) is the source of this 1603-nucleotide messenger RNA. RefSeq lists its product as uncharacterized. The record is from RefSeq and is a predicted model, not a curated record. Gene Ontology annotation, biological process: endocytosis. Lineage: Eukaryota; Viridiplantae; Streptophyta; Magnoliopsida; Cucurbitales; Cucurbitaceae. Gene Ontology annotation, molecular function: clathrin binding; phospholipid binding. Gene Ontology annotation, cellular component: plasma membrane; clathrin vesicle coat; endosome.